CCAAACAUACCCCAUUUUGUACCCCAAUAUAAAAGACCACCCCCACCCCACAUAUGCAAGUAACCCCCACCCCUCCAUGUGCAAGUAACCCCCAUCCCUUUACUUCUCCGUCCUCUCUGCUUCUCCACCUUAGUCUCUCUCCUCUCUUUGCCGUCUUCCCAGCCUCCUCUCUUUACUGUCUCCUCUCUUUUCCGGUUCUUAUCUUCUCUCUUUGCUAUCUUCACCGCCCUCCUCACUGUCGCCGCCGCCUGCCGGUGGUCCGCCUUGACAGAACUCCUCUCUGCCGUCUUCACAACCCUCCUCUGUGCCGCCGACGGUCCGCCAUCAAGGUAAAUGUUCCUCCNAAGUAACCCCCAUCCCUUUACUUCUCCGUCCUCUCUGCUUCUCCACCUUAGUCUCUCUCCUCUCUUUGCCGUCUUCCCAGCCUCCUCUCUUUACUGUCUCCUCUCUUUUCCGGUUCUUAUCUUCUCUCUUUGCUAUCUUCACCGCCCUCCUCACUGUCGCCGCCGCCUGCCGGUGGUCCGCCUUGACAGAACUCCUCUCUGCCGUCUUCACAACCCUCCUCUGUGCCGCCGACGGUCCGCCAUCAAGGUUAUCAAGUUCAUUUUGCUCCAGUUUUUUGGUUUGCGUGCAUGUGGUGUUAUGAUCCUUGCAUAGGCAAUAUGCAGCAUGUAUGUGGUGUUACGAUCCUUGCAUUCGCGGAGUACCUCUUGGCUCGUUCGCCACUACUUCCUGACUGCACCUACGAUUAUGUCGACGACUUCCGUAGGCAAUAUGCGGCACGGCUAUUAAGUGUUAGUAUAUUGAAAAAAAUCAGUAGCACACAG
Cuscuta campestris is the source of this 827-nucleotide messenger RNA. NCBI's taxonomy places the organism in Eukaryota, Viridiplantae, Streptophyta, Magnoliopsida, Solanales, Convolvulaceae. The record is from the annotation of a GenBank genome assembly.